UCUCCGCCGCUUUCCCACGGCCACCGCCGACCACCACCGCUCAAACCCCGCGAAAUUGCAGCUCAGCCCGCCUCUCAAGUCUCCAGCCUCGCUUCCCACUGCGGUCGCUCGUCGCUCGUCAGAGACGCGAGGCUCCAGGGGGCCUCCGAGGACAUGAACGCCGACGAAAUGAAGGUCCAAGCCGGCGGCCGCACCGUGAAUGACGCCAUCACCAAGCACCUUGGGUGGGUCUGGGAAAAUUACUUCACCGACGAGACCAGCCGCUCCGUGUCCGACCACAGGACCCAGCUCGCCGCCGACCUGGUUGAAUGCUUCUCCAAGGAGGCGAAAAGCCUCCUCUCACCUGUUCAAGAUUUUAGCAGUGACAUCAUACCCCUUCCGGUUGACUUCCUGGAGUUGCAGGAAAUAUGCAAGUUUAUUAAAGCUGAACUUGAGGAAUCUCCAAAAGAUGCCUUGCUUUGCAUGGGAGCUGCAGCACAUCUGGUUUUGUGCUCGGACAACAACCUCAAGUUGAGCCACAUCAACAAGAUCAAUGUCAGGCUUUACAAUAUAGGGGCGGCAAUUGCUUUAAAGAAACUAAAAGCGGCCUUUAUUAAGAAACUUGUCACAGUGCACGGUACAGUUGUAAAAGUCAGCACUGUGAAGCCUCUUGUUCUGCAACUGAAGUUCCAAUGCAUGAAAUGUACUGAAAAAAUCAAACGUGCGUUCUGUGAUGGGAAAUUUUCACCUCCAAUGUCCUGUGAUACCCCAGGAUGCAAAAGCAGAACUUUCACCCCAGAUAGAUCUAGUGCAGAAUUGAUAGAUGUCCAGAAAAUAAGGAUUCAGGAGCUUGCUAGUGCUGAUGGCCACAGAGAAGGCCGAGUGCCACGAACUGUAGAGUGUGAGCUUACAGAAGAUCUCGUUGAUUGUUGCAUACCGGGAGAGAUUGUAACAGUAACUGGAAUUGUGAAAGUACAGAACAACUAUAUGGAUGUUGGAGGAGGGAAGUCCAAAGGCAGGAAUCAGGGUUUGUACUACCUGUACCUGGAAGCAAUUUCAGUGAGAAACUUGAAGUCCCAUGCUGUUUCAGAUGAAGAAAUUCGGGCCAGUGGAAUACCCAAUUUUCAGACUUGUAGUGAUAGGGAUCUUGAAUUUGUUGUCAAAUACAAAGAACGACAUGGCCCUGAUGUAUUUCGGCAGAUGCUUCAGUCCUUUUGUCCCUCCAUCUAUGGGCAUGAACUUGUAAAAGCUGGUAUCACACUUGCACUUUUCGGUGGUGUGCAAAAGAACUCAGCAGAUCAAAACAAGGUCCCUGUUCGAGGAGACAUUCAUGUUGUUGUCGUUGGUGAUCCGGGACUAGGCAAGAGCCAACUCCUCCAAGCUGCAGCAGCUAUUUCCCCACGAGGAAUAUAUGUAUGUGGGAAUACAACAACAAAGGCCGGUCUAACUGUUGCUGUGGUUAAAGAUUCUUUGACAAAUGAUUAUGCGUUUGAGGCUGGCGCCAUAGUCCUUGCUGACCGUGGAGUUUGCUGCAUAGAUGAGUUCGAUAAAAUGUCGGCAGAACAUCAGGCUUUACUGGAAGCCAUGGAGCAGCAAUGUGUGUCUGUUGCAAAGGCUGGUCUUGUAGCAAGUUUAUCAGCUCGUACCUCUGUGUUGGCAGCUGCAAAUCCUGUUGGUGGUCAUUAUGACCGAGCAAAGACAGUGAACGAGAAUCUAAAGAUGAGUGCUGCGCUCCUCUCUCGUUUUGACUUGGUUUUCAUUCUACUUGACAAGCCAGAUGAGAUGCUAGAUAAAAGAGUGUCAGACCAUAUAAUUGCUCUCCAUAGUAAUGACAGAGAUCACAGCGCAUCCAACAAGAGGAUUAAAACAGUGUCACCAUGUAAUAUUGAUCUGGGAUUUGGAGUUGGUGGAAAUUCAUUUGCUUCAAGGCUGAGGUUGCACCCAGAGAAAGACAAAAAUUUCGCUCCAUUGGCUGGACAACUUCUCCGCAAGUAUAUAUCUUUUGCAAGAGAACAUGUUCACCCAAGAAUGUCAAAAGCAGCAGGUGAUAUUUUGCAAGAAUUCUAUUUGACGUUGAGAAAGGGGAGCACUUCUGCUGAUGGUACACCCAUCACAGCCAGGCAGUUAGAAAGCCUUGUCAGAUUAGCUGAAGCUCGUGCUCGUGUGGAUCUAAGAGAUGAAGUGACCGCAGAAGAUGCUAAGGAUGCUGUAGAGAUCAUGAGAGAAUCCUUGUAUGACAAAUAUGUUGAUGAAAGCGGUUGUGUGGACUUUACUCGGAGCGGUGGGAUGAGCCAGCCCAAGGAGGCAAAGCGAUUUCUGAAUGAGUUAAACAAGCAAUCUGAGUUGCAGCAAAAAAGUUACUUUUCGAGAACUGAGAUUUACAGCUUAGCUGAUAAGAUCAGCUUGCGAGUUCCAGACUUAGAUGCCCUCGUGGAAAAUCUGAAUAGUGCCGGUUUUCUUCUGCAAAAAGGAUCAGGAAUGUAUCAGCUGGCAGCGGCGUCAUAUUCACAGAGCCAGCCAACAAGAUCAAGAUGAUUUGAUACAAGGCUGCACUGCUUACAUGACAUGACGUACAGGCGAUUGAAGUGCAUGAUCCGUUGGAUGAAAGCUAAUUUUGGUAACUCGAUGUAGCAAGGUUUAGCUACAAUAUUUAGCCUACAACAGUUGCUACUAUGACCAAUGCAGUCCUGUAUAGGUUUUCCAGUUUGCCAAUGGAACAUCCAAAAUUACAGAUGAUAUAUUUUGUGCCUUUACACUACCCAAUCACUAGUAAAACAUGCAGCAAACUUGUAAAUUGCCCCAUAUGCCCCGUACCAUCGUAUUGUUGCUGAUAUUGUGCUCCAGUGCUUGAGCAGGCUAGUUCUUGCACACAAUGGACUUUUCAGAUUAGAUGAAGAAUAAUUUCGACAUA
Panicum virgatum (switchgrass) is the source of this 2890-nucleotide messenger RNA. RefSeq names its product probable DNA helicase MCM8. Bases 154 to 2514 code for a protein of 786 amino acids. Gene Ontology annotation, molecular function: ATP hydrolysis activity; single-stranded DNA helicase activity; ATP binding. Gene Ontology annotation, biological process: DNA replication. The transcript is spliced from 18 exons. Gene Ontology annotation, cellular component: MCM complex; nucleus. The record is from RefSeq and is a predicted model, not a curated record. Lineage: Eukaryota; Viridiplantae; Streptophyta; Magnoliopsida; Poales; Poaceae.